ACAUGUUGCUGCGUGUUGUGUUUAGCGGGGUGCAGAAGUAUCUCAGCAUGUGUGAGCCAACAUUCGAUGCCUUCCUGGAAGAAGUGAGCCUAAAGUUUCACAUACCACACAGCCAACAGUCAGAUUUGAAGGUGUAUGACCCGCCUGACACGAAAGUUGACGCGGCCCUCUUUGAAGAAGUCGUGAAGAAGUCAACUGGAACCUUCAGAGUCAUGCUGAGCAAUGAAGAACUUGUUACUCUGAACUUUACCAUGUGUGACACUGGGAAAGAAGCUGCCAGAAGAAGUCCACCUCAAAGGCCAAGUCAUGAUGCAAAAGCGUUGAUUGAGAACAUCCUAAUGACAAAGCCCGGUGGUGAACGCGUCAUGAAAGAGUACGCAAAAACCAAAUCCCUGACCAAUGCGACCAGGAGACAGAUGAUAAACAUCCUUGCUGCUGAGAUGACAGAAACACACGGGACGUCUCCUCCUAAAAGUGUGAGAGUGAUGUAUGCACGGGGGAUUGUUGCUCUCUUUCCAUAUCUGGAAGACCCAUAUUCCAAACAUGGAUAUGAACAUUACUACGAUCCAGAGAGAGGAUCAGGAUACCUGGCGUGGCGGUUGAAGACAAUUCAAAGAAAAACUGCAGAGGGAAGAAGUGUCUCGGUUGAGAAAACUCCCAAAAAUGGUGGGCCGGGUAAAGGUCGGUCAAGACCCUUCAACACGGACACGGUCCUGCCAUACCAGGAAGUGGAAGCAGCUGUGGAGGUUCUAAAGCACACUUCUGAUGAAGGCACUAUCCGUGAAAAGAUGAAAGCCACCUUCAUUUAUCGUCGUUCAAUGGUGAAAGACGACAAGAAGUCCACAGAGGUCUUCUCAGUCUUCCCGCGGUAUCUGGACACACCAGGGCUGAUUGAACAAGACUUCCGACUCCUGUUUGGCGAGGUCACCGCCAACAAACUCUUGGAGACGUGGUCCAACAGUCUCAAAGCAAAAAUUGUGAGGGAAAGCCAUGGACUGGUACCCACCACAGAGGUUUUGGAGUUGAUGUGCAAUGCCAAGUCAGGCGCUGACAUGGAAAAUGGCUGGGACAGUGACAUGUCUGCUGUCUUGCUGCUGCUACAUCUCCUGCCACCAUCUGCACAAGGACGCAAGAGACCAGGAAAGAUGUCUGCAUCCCAAGCGGCUGAUAACCUCAUCAAAUUCCUCAAGGAAGGCAGCAGUCCACAGCAGCAUCUGGACUACACCACCCACACCUGUCAGCCAUACCUUCUAGUCCAGGGACCGACCAGGAGCAGAAUCCAGUCUGCUUUCAUCGUGAUUGACAACCACGCUCUGCCAUCCAAGGCUGCAGGUUCAUUAGCAGCUCUCGAUGAGCUCUUUAAGGCCUACUAUGUCUUUGGCAGGUCCUACACUUCUUCCCUCACCAACUUCUGGACUUUUCUGCAAACCACCAUUUAUAACAUUGACGUGGGGGAAACCAAGGAGAGUCCCCGGGUUGCAGAACUGCGAGCAAGAAUGAUGCGCUAGUAUCGCAGCCAAGAAUGAUGCGCUAGUAUUGCAGCCAAUAAUGAUGCGCUAGUAUCGCAGCCUAGAAUGAUGCCCUAGUAUCGCAGCCUAGAAUGAUGUGCUAGUAUCACAGCCAAGAAUGAUGCGCUAGUAUCGCAGCCACGAAUGAUGCGCUAGUAUCGCAGCCAAGAAUGAUGCGCUAGUAUCACAGCCACGAAUGAUGCGCUAGUAUCACAGUCAAGAAUGAUGCGCUAGUAUCGCAGCCACGAAUGAUGCGCUAGUAUCGCAGCCAAGAAUGAUGCGCUAGUAUCGCAGCCAUGACACCUUUUCUUGGUUCAAGUCUCCUUUCACUGGCCGCCCAGUUCUGUUUGAAACAUGGGGAGACUUUCAAUGUCUGGAGACAAAUUCAACAUAGUCCAAAGACUGGAGCGCUCCUGGACCAAAGAGGUUUCAUCACGGUGGUGUGUUGUCAGCCUCGUGUUCCAUCCCUGCUGGGAAUAUUUCUUCAUUUAUGUUUGUUAAUGAUCUUAACUUUGUUUACCUCCAAAUAACUCUGAAUUAUAAUCUUUAGGCACCGCACCAUUUGUUUCCAUUAUUGGGGGUAACUCACCCACUCACAGUCAAUUCUCCAUUUAAAAUCAAUACUUUUUAACAACCCUAAGUGCCAGUUCUGUGAUGAACUACAUUCCUCCAUAAAAUAGAUAAACAGCUCUGAUACAUUUCUAUGUGUAGUAGACCUAAGUAUUAAUUAAGUACCACCAUAAUGACAACAUUAAAAUACAGUAGUGUAGUAGACCUAAGUAUUCAUUAAGCACCACCAUAAUGACAACAUUAAAAUACAGUAGUGUAGUAGACCUAAGUAUUCAUUAAGUACCACCACAAUGACAACAGUUAAAUACAGUAGUGUAAUAGACCUAAAUAAAAGUGUAAAAAAAAAAUGACAAAGUGGAAAAACCAACAUAAAGGCAAGUAUAGUGAUGAUAAACAAACCAUAUGGAAGUGGUUUAGAGUUUCUAGGUCACGUAAAUAAAAACCUCUUGAUUAAAAAUGUCAAAAAUCGAAAAAGACAAAAAAAAGACAAAAUGGAAAAAUCAACACAUGAGUCAAGUUUAGUGACGAUAAACAAACCAUAUGAAAGUGGUUUAGAGGUCACAUGACUAAAAAGCUAUUGACAAUUACAAUUUUCAAAAAUGUAAAGAAAAAAUGAAGAAAAUUACAAAGUGGAAAAAAAACCCCAAUGCCAAGUAAUGAUGAGAAACAACUUUUUAAAAAGUGCUUUAUGGUUUCUAGGUCGCAUGACUAAAAACCUAUUGACAAUUAACAUUCGAAAAUGUUAUCUUUGUGCCUUGAAUACAGAAUGUUGCCGUCAGUCAGUCAGCGACCACGUGAUGAU
Entelurus aequoreus (snake pipefish) is the source of this 2880-nucleotide messenger RNA. RefSeq lists its product as uncharacterized. The record is from RefSeq and is a predicted model, not a curated record. The coding region runs from base 3 to 1508 and encodes 501 amino acids. The transcript has 10 exons. NCBI's taxonomy places the organism in Eukaryota, Metazoa, Chordata, Actinopteri, Syngnathiformes, Syngnathidae.